GUGAUACGGAACACACUGAUUUCUCUCGUACAGAUUCCCCCGAAUACUGGCAGACACGAUGGGUAUCGUGUAUGUGACAUCCCUAUUUUACAUGCUCAUCUCUGGUAAGUUUAAAGCACUGAGUAGCCAAAUGUAUUGUUAAAUCUGUACCAAAUAACAUCCAACUUCCUAAUAAGCAUUGAAACCAGACGUUAAAAAACAGAAAAUGUAAAGGUUUUUGUUUUAACCAGGAGUAGGUGAAGGAAUAGCGAAUUUAGGACAAAAUCGCUGAAAACAUAACUCUGUCACAGAAUUUCUAAAUUUUGCUAUUUUGACCUAACAAUUGAAACUGGCUCUGUCACCUUCUGGGGGUCUGUGUAUAUUUUACAAAGACCCCCGACGGCGACAUCGCUGCUUGGUGUGUGGUGGCUCAGUGGCGUACUAAGGGAUGGGCGGGAGGGGGGGUUGGGAUGGUCCGACCCGGGUGCCACCAGGUAGUUAGGGUGCCGGGCGGCCGGCACAGCUCACACAUACAGAGACCAGCUGAACUGGAAGAAAGUGGGGGCAGAUCUACUAAAAUUUAUGUAACUGUGUGUAUGUGUGUGUAACUGUCUGCCUGUAACUCUGUGUGUGUCUGUCUGUAACUGUGUGUAUGUGUGUAAUAGUCUCCCUGUGAUUGUCUGCCUGUGACUGUGUGAUGCUGCCUGUACAUGUGUGUGUGAGACUGUGUGCUUGUGACUGUGUGUGACUGUCUGCCUGUAACUGACUGUGUGUGUGUGUGUGUGUGUAACUGUCUGCCUAUAACUGUGUGUGACUGUCUGACUAUAACUGUGUGUGACUAUGUGUGUGGGACUGUCUGCCUGUGACUGUGUGAUGUUGCAUGUAACUGUGUGUGUGACUGUGUCUGUGUAAGAAUGACUGUAUGUGUGGCUGUCUGCCUGUAACUGUGUGCAUGACUGUCUGGCAACAACAGUGUGUGACUGCUUGUAACUGACUGUGUGUGUGUGUGUGUGUGUAACUAUCUGCCUGUAACUGUGUGUAUGACUGCCUGUGACUGUAUGUGUGACUGUCUGGAUGUAACUGUGUGUGACUCUGCCUGUAACUGUGUGUAUGACUGUAUGUGUGACUGUCUGCAUGUGACUGUGUGUAAGGGCGAACAGGGAUUUUGUAGAAGGGGGUAGGGUUUUUGUAUUGGGACAGGGGUCUUAGCAGGGGAUUUGUAGAAGGUGAGUGCAGGGGUUUGUAGAAGGGGCUAUGCAGGUUUUUUUUUUAGGAAAGGGUCUGUGCAGGGGCAGAAGGGGGCUGACAGGGGUUUUACAAAGUUUACAAAUUUAUGCAAUACAUUUAAAAAAAAAAGAACACCUUUUACAAAUUUUGCAGGUGUUUUUAAAAUAAAAAUAAAAUUUGGGCGGAGAGAAAGGGGUGCCAAACACAGGAUCUGCCCCGGGUGCCACAUGUCUAGGUACUCCCCUGCCCAGGGGUGCAGGGGGAGUUAGGUUUUACUUACCUUUAGCUGUUCCUCGCAGCCGCUGCCAUCUCUAUUCAGGGAUCCUCUUCAGGUCCUAGGGCUUCAGGUGCCAGUAGCCCACGUCAGUGCUGUAUUCUUACCUAUAAACAAGAGUACAACAGUAAUGUCUAUGGAGGAACCUGCGAGAUCCCGGCAGCAUCCACAGAAAAUAUUUUUCCUCACAGCCCUCACUCAUGACUGUCAAAACACAAGGAAUGAGUGCCAAGUGGCCCACACAGUCUAACCCCUUACUCUAAUUCCACCUUAUUAACCCCCAUUAACAAAAAUGUAAAUAAUGUUUGUAGAUCUGUACCAGUUUGUGUAAAAUUAUAUGUGAAUGUGUCCUUCUUAUAAAACUAUUUGUGUUUUCAAUAAUAUAACUUGGGUUUUAUACUCAAAUAGCUAAUUGUAGGAGAAUUUUUACAGCUUUGUAUUUUUGGCUUACACUUUCGGUUUAUCAGUUUGUCAAUUUAGCAAAAACACUUGUUAAGUUAGCAAUUCAGAUUCAAUGAUUUUUCUUAGCAGUAAGUCCGAAGACCUAUAUAUAUUCUGUAUCUGAAUGACUGAGCGCUAUGAAAAUGCCCUAGAGAACUAUGUCUAUAAACCAGGGACUGAUAGUAAAACCAAAUAGGUGAAACAGUUAAUUUGUCAAAAAAGCAAGACUAAACAAAAAGCAGAGAUUUCUUUUAUGUUCAAGCAAGCUCCACAGAAUAUGCACCAAUAGUCCCCCAAAUAUGACCAAUAAUUGCAGAUGUUUGAUUGGAGUUAUAAAGCAGAUGUAUUUAGACUGGGAUUAAGUGUUAUGUCAUGUCUGCCAUCAUCUCUUUUUCCGUGUGUGUAUGGUUUGGGCUCUGAUUGAGAACCAGUAAAAGUUCCUCCUUGAUGUCAGCAGACGGGGCAGGCUUAGAGUGGUGGGAUUUUUUUUGUAAAUCACUGCAUUUAAAACCCACUGUGUGCAGGGCGUCUACAGGACAGCCAGUUCUAUACACUAUAACCUGUGCAAUAAACUGUGCUUUUAAGCCUUUCAAAGCAUUAUAGGAAUUGUAGUCAUGCUGAAGGGGAUACUUUCCCUAGCCUGUAACAUGCCCCAUCAAAGAAGAGUUGGAAACUGGAAACUGUUAUGUCCAUCCCCCAUAUGUUUUUAGUAGCCACCACCCGUCACCCAUGAGGGCAAUAAGUCCCCCCCAUUUACUUAAUUUAACCUCAUCUGCCACCCAUGGGAACACUAUGUCCCCUUUGUGAAUGAUUUAGUUAAUAGCGCCACCCUCCGCCUAUAGGUAGGAGCUGAGGGGAUCACUGCCCCCUUGUGCAUUUUCUUAUUAGCCCCGGCACUCUUCUUAUGGGAUGACCAAUCCUACUUUUUUAUUUAAUAGCCCCAACCCUGACCACAAGUGGGGGCAGGGAAGUGGACAGUGACAUGUCCACCAACCAUUAUUUAAUUUUCCAGGUCCCCGACAGAUAUUUGUAUUAGCAGUCGCUGCCUGCUCACUGUUUAGUAGACAUGCCCCAACCCACCAUGCCUCCCUUAUACUAAUUUGGGGUCAUAUUAGCUAUUUGACUGCUGGCUGCUACUGUUGCAGAUGGGCAUAGAGGAAAUAAAAGUAUUUAUAAACUAUUUUUAGGUGUCAAUUCAAUGAGACUAAUAAUUGGGAUUAGGUUCUCGAUAAAUGGAACUGAAUCACUGACGCCAACAUUUUCAAUAGUUUGAUAUUCUAACCGAUAUUUAUCAGCAGUAGGUAAGCAUUUAACGGUGGGAAUUUAAUCGAUCUCAAACAUUAAACGGCCCAUCGGAAGCCAAUAAGCCACCAAUAAACAAGAUGAGCUCUAAUUUAAUCAGGUCAUAGCGUCACAGAGAGAAGCACACCCAUACAUUUACAUAAUGGGCACAAAAGCUUACAAUGUACACAGACCAUCCCGUACCAGAGAAACUAGGAGGGCAUGUUUUAAUGUCUUUUCUUCUUCUUGUAUUCUGAAUGAAAGCCUCGGGCUAUUACCAUAACAUGUCUACAUAGUAUAACAGCUUGAUGACGUCCAUGAAGAAUAAUUACAAAGGGCGUAAAGUAUAAAACUGGUCAGGAAUUUCUGUUAUUCAGCUAUAAAUUGAUAGAUCCACGCUAUGGGAUUUACUUUCACUUUCUCUGUAUAUCUAUGUCUCUCAGUCUCCAUUUAUCUCUGUGUCUCUCUCUCUAUGUUUCUGUCUAUGUUUCUGUCUGUCUCUAUGUCUCAGUCUCUCUCUCUCUCUGUCUAUCUAUGUGUCUCUCUCUAUGUUUCUGUCUCCAUGCCUCUUUCUAUCUAUCUCUAUCUCUCUCUGUCUGUCUGUCUAUCUCUGUCUCUCUAUGCUUCUGUCUAUCUCUCUGUCUGUCUAUCUCUCACUGUCUCUCUCUCUCUAUGUCUCUGUCUCUCUCUAUGUUUCUGUCUCCUCUUUAGAAGAGAUGAAGACAUACAAAUAGUAUAAAUGCCUGCAAUGAUUUCCCUCUAAAAUAGAAUAGAAGAUUAUUAUUGGGCAUCAUUUAUAAUAUACGGGUCCUACAGCAGGACUUUAUGAAUGGAUAGUAGUGUUAGAAAAGGGGCCUACAUGCUGAUGGACCCAUCAUGUAGCCCAUGCACUAAGGGAAACCCAAGGGAAUGUGUCACCAGUGGCCGGUUGUGCACUGCGGCCCUUUAACAGCAUGGCCAACCCCCUUUCAUAUCAGCAGCGCUGGGAGGAAAUUACAGUCUGUCACUUCCUCCCAGCUUCAGACACUUUCAUGGUCACAGAGGGGGGAAGAUAGGGUGGCCAGGCGCGAACUGGAAUAGCCAGCCUCUGACUCCAAACAGUCUCGGGCAGCAAAUUCAACUAGAUCCCAAUGAAUCUACCUCCCUGCACCCAAAAGAUAGGAAACAUAAUGAUGGCUAAAACAUUGAUCCUUUAUAUAUCUGUAUGUCUGUUAUUGUGUGCAUCUCUGUGGCUGUUUAUCUGUAUGUGUGUCAGUGUGUGUAUCUGUGUUUCUGUGUAUCUGCAUGUUUGUCAGUGUGUGUAUCUCUGGGUUGAUGUAUCUGUAUGUGGGUCAGUGUGUGUGUCUUUGUGUAUGUUUACCAGUUUGUAUGUAUGUGUAUCUGCAUGUGUUUUAUUGUGUGUAUCUGUGUGUAUGUGUAUCUUCAUGUGUGUCAAUGUGUGUAUCUGUGUGAGUAUAUGCAGGGCCGCCAUCAGGGCAUGACAACCAUAACUGUUGUUAUGGGCCCGGCGGUCCUGGGGGGCCCGGACUGCUCAGGUCGUCCCGGGCCCCACAUUCAGUGGCGUACAUACCCGGUAUGUAUACACUGUGGCCAGCCUCUUCUCCUGGGGGGCCCAGCAGCUGGUCACCUCAGGCCCCCCGAGGCUGACCCUGGUGUCACUUGGUGGGCGGGUGGGCGCGCGCGCGCGAGGGAGUGUCAUCUUCCGGCUCCGGCAUCAGUACGUGGCACGCGAGGGAGCUGAAGAGGAAGCACUCCACUGGACCCCAGGGAAUCCCCUCAGCACUUCCAAAGGUAGGGAGGCUGGGGGGAUGAAAUCUAAAAUAACAAAAACCGUGUGUGUGUUAGUGUGUGUGUGUGUGUGUGUUAGAGUGUGUGUGUGUGUUAGAGUGUGUGUGUGUUAGUGAGUGUGUGUAUGUCUGUCACUGAGCGUGUGUCUGUCAGUAAAUGUGUGUGUCUGUUAGCUAGUGUGUAUGCGUCUGUUCGUGAGAGUGUGUGUGUGUCUUAAGCACUUACCUUUCUCCAGCGCUGGACUCCCUUGGUGCUGGGGAUCUCUCCGCCCUGAUCCGCCUCUCAGCUCCGAAUGCGCAUGCGUGGCAAAAACGCCCGUAGGAAAGCAUUAUUUAAUGCUUUCCUAUUGACGUUCAGCGUCAUCUCACUGUGAUUUUCACAGUGAGAAUUGCGGAAGCUCCUCUAGUGGCUGUCAAUGAGGAUUAACCCUCAGUUUCACUAACAUUUACACACACUAUACAUUAACAUUUACACACACUAUUCACUAACAUUUGCACAGACUAUUCACUAACAUUUACACACACUAUUCACUAACAUUUACACACACAGUAUUCACUAACAUUUACACACACUAUACACUAACAUUUAUACAAACUAUACACUAACAUAUACACACAAUAUUCACUAAAAUUUGCACAAACUACAUCCUUACACAAACAUACACUCUGCAGUCACUACACACACUAUAUCCUUACACAAACACACACUCUGGAGUCACUCCACAAACACACACACACACACUCUGCAGUCACUACACACACUACAUCCUUACACAAACACCCAGUCUGCAGUCACUCCCCCCAGGAGAAGAGGCUGGCCACAGUAGGUACAUACCGGGUUGCAGGGCGGCCGGGCCCCCUGCGACCCCGGUAUGUACGCCACUGAAUGUGGGGCCCGGGACGACCUGAGCAGUCUGGGCCCCCCUGGACCGCCGGGCCCAUGACAACCAUUAUGGUUGUCAUACCCUGAUGGCGGCCCUGCUAAGAACAACCCUGCAAGAAUGGGAAAAUGUUAGAUCCCAAGCUUGCAAAGCAUUGUGGGAUCAACCUUUUGGCCACCCUUGCAAUGCCCUCUCUGUUAAUUCCACCACUGAUAGGUAGCUCCUAAUGGCUGACUUUCAUGGCUGCCUGAAAUGCUGGGUCAAAUACACAUGGAAUGGCAUAUACUUCUUACUUUUACAAGACCCUAAUUCUGCCUUCUACCCUCACCCCUCACUGCUUUAUCCCUUCCAAUAACAGAACGCCCCAAUUUCCAACCAAUCUCAUUACAGAUAGAUAAGCAUUAAAACAUAAGGUUCUAACGUUGAUUCUACUGUGUUAUAACUUGUAGUUGAGAAAAUCAUAUAUAAAUUAGUACAAUUUUGCAAAAGUAUUGUAGAGCAAUGGUAUUACUUCAAAUCAGCAGCACUUAUUACAUCAUACCUUUCAGCUCUGUGAGCAGGCGUCUGUAUAAAAUGUAAAAUAUAAUGUAAAUUGUUAUGUAUCAGCAGAUUUCUGUGUUUAUAUUUCUGCAGCAGUGUCACCAGCAGUGUACGUCACCGAAACCCCUGAAAUAAUCACUGCUAUUGGGACGGCAAACCCCGAACUGACUCUAAUUAACACAAGAACACCACUCAACACAUUUGAGUCCACAACAAUACAACCCACAACUCCUGGGAGGUCUGUUACCUCAUCUAUUGUAAAUGACACCACAACGAUAGAUCAGAAACAGACAACAACUGAAAUCACAACUUCAACUACACCAACACAAACUGCAGCAGCUGCUAUGACCAGCAUUUCAUCAUUGUCAACUGCUGCUUCUCCCACCACUGGGAUUCCAACUGCAACAAUGCGUGAUGCAACUGUAGCCCUGUUAGAUAUAACACGACAGACAGCUGCAUCUCCAAAUGCAACGAAUGACACCACUGCUGUCUUGGAAAACAUUGUUAAUAACAGUAAUAUGACCUCUCAAACAACUGUGGCACCAACAACUACACCAAAAAUGCUGACCUCAGCACUACAAAACACAUCAUUGACUAGUACCUCGCCAUUGUCAGCUAAUGCAGAUACGGUAACUAACAUAACCGAAUCUAGCCCGGAGAUACCAACAACUACACCCCAAAUGCUGUCCUCACCCCUACUAAACACAUCAUCGUCUAGUACCUCACCAUUGUCAGCUAAUGCAGAUAUGGUAACUAACAUAACCAAAUCUAGCCUGGAGAUACCAACAACUACACCACAAAUGCUGACCUCACCCCUACUAAACAUAUCAUCAACUAGUACCUCACCAUUGUCAACUAACGCAGAUAUGGUAACUAACAUAACUGAAUCUAUCCCAGAGAUACCAACAACUACACCACAAAUGCUAACCUCACCCCUACUAAACACAACAUCGACUAGUACCUCCCCAUUGUCAACUAAUGCAGAUAUGGUAACUAACAUAACCAAAUCUAACCCGGAGAUAACAACAACUACCCCUCAUGGGCUGACCUCACCCCUACUAAACAUAUCAUGGACUAGUACCUCGCCAUUGUCAACUAAUGCAGAUACGGUAUCUAACAUAACCGAGUCCAACCCGGAGGUAUCAACAACUACACAUCAUGGGCUGAGCUUAGCCUUCUUAACCACACCUGUAGUGGCCACUAUGGCAGGUGUUACUACAACUGCACAGACUGACACAACUGCAGAGGCAACAACAACUGUUAGUAUAACACCUAUCACCAUGUCAACACCAGAACCUACAACAACUGGCAUGACAACCAAUUCAGACAAAACCACAAGUAAGUAGUGUGUUUACAUAAUAAAUAUAUACUGUUAUUUCCACACAUACACAAUCAAUAGCCACUUUAUUAGAUAUACCUUAGUGAAACAGGGCAGGAACCCACAUUUGCCACUAGAACAGCCUGCAUGUUUUGUGAAAUUAAUUAAUCAAGGUUCUAGAAACAUUUUUUAGAGAUUCUACUGAUAUUUAUAUUAUGCUCAUUUAGUGUCAAGGGGUCUAAUGUGUGCCGAUAAAACAUUUCCCAUACCAUUAAACCACCAGUAGCUUGAACUUUUAACAAAGAGAAGGAUAGAUUCAGAGUUAUAUGUUGUUUACAGCAUAUUCUGUCAUUACCAUCUGCAUGUUGAAAAUGAAGAUUUGUCAAACAAAGCAACUUUUUUCCAGUGUUCUACCGUUCAGUUUUUGGUGUGUCUGAACCCACUACAGCUAUAUCGUCCUCCCCUUAGCAAAGGAACCCAAUGUGGUCUUCUGCUGUUAUGGAAUAUCCACUCUACGGUUCUACCUUUUGUACAUUUAGAGAUUCUCUUCCACCGCACUGGGAAACAUAGUUAUUACAGUUACUGUCACCUUACUGUCAGUUGGGCAUUUUAAUUGGUGUGACUAGGCCCCUGUGUUUGUAUGUGUGUUUAUCUAAGGGUGUGUGUCAAAGUGUAUGUGUAUCUGAGUAAGUAUGUUUGUAUGUGAUAGUGUAUGCGCAUACAUCUCAGCAAUGAAACACCAACACAACAUGCACAUAUAUCCCUGAAGUUAAACGAUAAAAUGAUAUACAAGCAAGCAUUCAAACACAAAUGCUACACACCUGCAUUUCAAAGCCAACAGGACAUAAAAACAAACCCAUGCAUUCAAACAGAAACAUUACGUAGAAAAACACCACAUCAUUCCAAUGACAACUGUGCAGACAAAUACACCCCUACAUGCACACACACAUACUCCAUACAAAAAGAUUAUUACAUUCAAACAUACAAACACUGCUAACAAAUAUAACCCUUCGAACAUGAGGAAAUAGUAGAUCCCCAGAUGACAUAACAUUGUGGGAGUUAUACAACAAAUAGGAAUUUACCUUUUUGCCACCAUUGUGCUAGGGGUGGCCAAAAAGUAUCUUGCACCAGGGCCCUCUCUACAUUAGUUCCAUCAGGGCCGAUCCUAGGCGGGUGCAUAGGGUGCACCGUGCUUUGGUGCCGGGAGGUGGGAGUGCCGUGCGGAGAAGGCAGAUGGCCUGUCACAGGGGGCCCGGGAGGUGGCCACCUUAGGGCGCCCCCAGAGCGGCGCUUAUUUAGCAAGGCAGAUUAGGCACCUGCUUAUCCUUGUGGGCAGGUGCCUACUCUGCAGCAAUAUACCAGGCUCAAGCGGAGAAGGAGGCAGAAGGAAGGUGGUGGCGUGGGAGCGCUAUCUGCCCUGCUGAUAUCUCUGCUCCUCUCCGUUGCCUCGCACGCCCUCUGUUGUGAUGCCGGUAGCCGGAAUAGUAUGUUAUUCUGGCCGAGCAUCACUAAACAGUGCGAGAGAGGAGCAGGAAAAGCAUCAAAGCCAAUGGAUGACAGGGAGAGGACCCUGAGGACUCCUAAAAGUAGGAGCAACAAGCAAGAUUAAUUUGUGUAUGUGUGUGUCUGUGUCUGUCGGUGUGUCUGUCAGUGUGUGUGUGUCUGUCAGUGAGUUUGUGUGUGUCUGUCAGUAAGUGUACAAAUAUAAACAAUAAUGUACCAGCGCUACUUUUAGUUCAGAUUUUAUAUAAUUCUAUAUAUAUACAGUAGUUGGAAGAGCUGCUAUAACACUGUAGUUUAUCUUUUAACGUGGAUGUUCAAAAGAGAAGAGUGUAUCCGUGUAUCACUAUAUACUGUUUCCAUUAUUAUAACUUUUUAGCACUUACACGAUACACUCUUCUCUGUCAGUAAGUGUGUCUGUCAGUGUGUGUGUGUGUGUGUGUGUGUCUGUCAGUCAGUGAGUGUGUAUGUGUGUCUGUCAGUGAGUGUGUGUGUGUGUCUGUCAGCAGGGCCAGCCUUCGGGGUGUGCAAGCUGUGUGGUCACAAAGGGCACCAUAACAACAGAGGCGCCCGGCGGGGCACCAGCAUAUUAAAUUAAAACGAUUCCCUAGUCGUCCACUGGUGCGCACCAGUAGUAGGUGCAGUGAGAUUAUAUCCUCUCCCUUAUGGUUCCGGCACUCAGCCUGUGCUCUGACUCAACAUUGAAUGCUGGAGCUGUGAACAAGACCUCCCCAACACUAGGGACCCUGACUUCCUCUGCUCCCGGUGCUCAAGACAGCAAGGACUGUGUGUAUGUGAUUGUGAGUGACUGUUGUUACUUAUAUUGUGUAUGUGACUGGGUGUGUGUGUCACUGUGUGUGUAUGUGUGUGUGUGUGUAUGUGACCAAUACAGUGUCCAUGAUACAUUGUCCAUGAUACAGUGUCCAUAUGGCUCUGUAAAUGUGUGUAUAUUGUAUUGUGUGUGACUCUCCAGGUAUGCAUAGGACUGCAAAAAAACAGAAAAGGUGAUUUGCGCACACAGAAAAAGGUUAUUUAGUUUUAACUUACCCUUAUUAAUUCUCUGGUAACCAACACAUAGGUAAUUCUUUCAAACCUAUAUUAAAGUGAAUAAAAAAAACACACAUAGUGUAAACUGUAUAUGUAAGAUUGUAUAUACGUAAGAAUAUCUCUUCAAACUCAUAAUUUUCAGAGCCCCUUAAAAGUUGGCUCGGUACUUAUGGUGCUUUUCAUCUCAUCAGUGAGAUAUAUAGUGAAAUUUCCAGGAAUCGUCCUCAGGAACUCUGGACUGUUAUAUUACAUGCAACUCCAGAGUCCAGGGUAAAUAUUUAAUGAACAUUUAUUUAACAAAUUAUUAAAAGCAAAAACAAAAGUAGCACAACACGUUUCAGCAAUUCAAAACAGGUCUUCCUCAGGUGCAUAUACUUUUCAGACUGAACAUAUUUGGCUUUAUAUGCCAGAAAGUCUAUCAGAUAAUUGGACAAUUUCAAACACGUGUGUAAAAAAAACCACCCAUGACCAUAUAUGGUCAAGACUUGAUUUGAUCCAAAACAUUUGGCGCCCAAAGAACGUGGGGCAUCUGGAUUCUGCAUGAACAGACAGCCGGACACAGGACUGGGGAGUGGAAGUCCGAAGACUUGGCCAGGGAGCCUGAUCAGCUCCUAAAAUAUGGUAAUAACUGCUUAUUAGUAAUUGCUUGUAUUUCCUGUCUUUGUGACUAGUCUCCCUCUGUGUCCACUUCCGGCCGCCUUCAAGCUUCAAAGAAACAGGUGAAUUUUUUGCCCGGUGUUGUAACUGCAGGUGGUUCCCUUAUUUACCACUAUAAUGUCUUAAAGCAUAGAACUUAGUAGGGCUAACCAUACAGAUAUCUUAGCCAUAAUUUUAGAUAGUUUUAAGAGAUCCUCCAUUUAACAUAUAUAAAUAAUUGAGAAAACAAUAUAAAAUAAGGAUUGUCUUGGAAGCAAUAGUUUUGUCUUUUAGAUAUUUAUUAUAUAAAAAUAUAAAUAUAGACAUAUAAAAUCCAUAUAGCAGAGUUUAUAAGAUUAAACUAAAUGCUUGCAAAUAUCAUUAAUUGGUUAACAUACCCUCCUGAACAUGUCAUCAUGUCAGCCAUUUUAAGAUGGAGCAGCGUCUGUCUCCAAGUCUCUCCUCUGUGUCUUAACAUUUAAAAGUACACCUAUUUAUACCUUAGGUGUUUCCAUUUUAGGGUUACCGUACUUCAUAUAUGAAAAAGUAACACUUCUUUUACUUUAUUCAUUUUAGGACCUCCCUUAUUUUGGCAAACAUACAAGGCCAUAACUAAAGGGUGUAUACGUCAUGGAAAUUUUCCUGACUUAGUUCAAGAUGGCAUCUUAAAGUCUGAACAUCCUUAUCUACUAAGGUUACUACAGUAUAUUACAUACUGAAAGAGUCGUAGGAUCGCCUUGAAGCUUGUUUAUGCAUUAUUGUUAUUGUAAUUCGUCUGGGACAAAAUGGCGCAAACAUAUUAUGCACUGAGGUUAUUGCUUAAAGAAACAGUUAUGAAAAAUAAUAUGAUCCAUUUCUAACACCUUGUCAGUUUGCAAUAUCUCUUAAAGACAAAGUACGCAGUUUAAGAAAUACAACAUUUCAUUCUAAAACUUGUAAUAUUUGCAUUUGCCCAUAACAGUGUCUUUUUAAAAGAACCUGUUGAUUGUCUAUCUGCUUCCUGAGUGUGAGUUUUAUGUGUGAAAGUGUCUGCUUGAGAAUCCGUUUUACUACUUGCUUAACACUGUUAUAUAAUACUGCUACGUUUUGGUGAAGAGACUAGUGUUUUAGCUAAGCUCGGUAAAGAGCUUAAAGUGUUUUUUUUGUUGUUUUAGCUAAGUUUGGUAAAGAACUGGCGUAUUUUGUUUAUUGCAUACUCGGUAAAGAGUUUUAAGUGUUUUUGCACACUCGGUAAAGAGUUAAAAAAGUUAUUGUAUACGUGAUUGAGUGUGUGUGUGUGAGAGUGUGUGUGUGACUUGAGUUUAUUGUUAGCCGGCAUUUUCUUUUAAGGGGUUUGUUUCUUUUGGUUUGUAUUUGUUGUAAGGAUUUGUGGUGUAUGUGUUUUUAUUUGCAAUAUACGUAACGUUCAAGUCAAUGUCUGUCUUGUCAUGUUCCUCCUCUAUCCUAAUGAGGGAAGGAUAAAUGUGUUGUAACCCUUUGGGGUCAUUAUUAUUUUGUAUUAUUUACGUUUCUGUACAGUACUCACAUAGUUAACCUUUCUGGACACUCUCUCUCCCCCUCCCUCUUCUACCACCCCCCCUCCCUUUGCUGGCCAUUAGCUAGAGCUGCUGAACAAAAAAUAAAAAAAAUGAAUAAAUAAAAAGAGGGAUUUUUUGCUGGACAAAUAUCAUAGUUAGGAACUUUAUGUAAUAUUGUGUAUAUUGUUAAGUAAGGUGUUAUUAGCAAAUUGGAGUAAGGAAAGCAAACAAGGCAAGUGAGAAUUUGUUGGAAUAACUAGGUUGGUAUAUGGAAAGAGGCUAAUGGAUGUUUAUUUGAAUUGUAACAUAAUUAAUAAAAUCAACAACAGGGAAUGAUUUUGCAGACAUUGAAAUGUUGGAAAAACUAAAACCACACAAUGAUGAAGAUAUUUUUAGUUUUCUUGUAAAAUUUGAAAGUGCAUAUAAACUUGUUGCUAAUUUUCCUGAAGAUCAGUUAAUUAAUGAAUUUGUGAGAAAAUUUCAAGAUCUAGAUCCAAUUGCAAUUGUGAUGGCUAAACAAAAAAAGGACUUUUGAUGGAAGUUGCUUUAUUCUUAGAUAAAGUAAGGAGGGAAACCAGAAAUGAAGGGGUUAAAAUGUUUUGCGGAAUUAGGCAGAGAAAGAAGCACAGAUUUGAUCCUCCUUAGUCCCCUCCUCCUCCUUUUUCUAGGACUCAGUGUGAAGGAGUGAUACAGACAGCUGAGCCACUCCCAAAUUGUCUCAAAUAUAAACUGCAGAGUUAACAAUCAAAGGCAGACUAUAACUCCUAACGUUAUUUGUUUUUGGUGCAAUAAAUAACAUAAUUUAAGGUCUUGCAUAUAUUUUAUCCGAGAUAUCAAAUCAAAAGCAAAUGAGAAAUUGAAUUUGUUGAUUGAAAAUUUUGACAGAGACAAUUCAUGUGGAAACAAUUAAAUUAAGGCUUUUCCAUGUAAACUUAUAAUUGUGUUAUAGGAAAGCUUUCGGUGAAUUAAUUAAAAUAAAUAUAUACAUUAAGGUUGCAAGUGUCUCAGAAUGAAAUACACUAUUGUAGCAGUAGUUAGGAACAUGUAAUGUAUGUUAUAUUUGGUGUGAGCAAAAAUAGAGUAAUUCCAAUCAUUUAUUACAGAAGUAAAACAAAUGGAUAUUUUCUUUGUUACUUCUGGGGUAGAAUUAAAAUCUUUGAUUUAAUUCAUGAGAAUGAGAUUUUCACCCCUUAAGACCGGAGGGCGUAUUAUUACGCCCUAUUUUAGGCAGCUCUAAACGCCGCCGGGCGUAAUAGUACGCCCUCCGGUCUUUCUUUAGUUACCCAGCGGCAGAUCUUCCCUCUUGCAGCCCCCCCGGCCAUGUGAGAGUGAGGUCCUUGCGAGGACCUCACAAUCACAUGGCCCGGAUAGCUGGCUGCAGCCUUGCCAGCAGGGGGGCUGCCUGUAAUGACAGGUAUUCCCCGGCAUUUAAUAUGAAAGAGGUGAAUUACGGUUGGACAGACAUGUAGCGCAAAUGCCAGGUUUUGUUUACAUUUUGUUUUGUUCACAACGUGAAUACCUUUACCUGAUUUAUACAGAUCCCGAAGAUUUUGUACACCUCCAUGUGUCCCCCUCCCUCAGUUCUGGUGAAGUUGCUCCCAGGGGCCAGCCUGUCCCUUAAGCCACAGUAUCCCCCCCACAAAGCCUGUCCAAGCUCUUGCUAUUCCCUAACUCGUUAAGGCUCUGGUGUCAAAUGGUGCCCUGGUUCCCUGCAAUAUCCCACUUUUCCCUAUAAUGACGAAUUCUGUGAAGGAUACUGUCACCCUGCGGGGAUGAUGCUCUCUUACCUGGCCACUCUUUUGACACUUCCCGGGGGGGGAAUGAUAAGGUCUUGACUUAGACCUAGAUACUGACUCUAUUAUUUUCAGCCUUUUCCUCAUUGCAUCUUGUGGUUCAGAAAUAUACCAGAAUCUGAAGCUUAUUAUGAAGACCUGUUCUAGUUGGUGGAGAUGCAACACACCAUAACAGAUCUGUUCUGGAUUUGCUGUCACUACAGUGGACCAAAUAUCUCACCUCAACAAUGUCUGCACAAUAAGCUGAGCUAUAGGGUCUCACCACAGCAUGCAAGAUCUCUGAAGGAUACGCCAAUAUCAACACUGCCACAAGGUAUGCACUAGGCGUGGCACAUGCCUUCGGAACAAUCUGGAAGAUAAGACGAUUUCUCACAGCAACUGGCACACCAGUUAAGCAUAACAUGGCUAAAAGGAGCUGAUACACCUUCCUGAAGAAGUGGCCGUACUGAAGAUAAAGGCUCACGGAAGACUGAACUCAGAGGAGGCAUGUGAUAACUAUCUGGCUGACCAAGUUGUCCAAUAAGUUGUAAGUGCACUAAGGGAAGUGGACAGAAGAGUGUCCGUCAAAGAAACUUCCAUAUUCACCAUGUAAGAUCCUACCCACAGACCACAAGCUCCUGAAGGAAUAACAAGCAGCUACUGACCCUGAAGAAACACAAGCUGGAAAGAGAAAGGGGCAACCCUUAAAGACGGGCUGUACUCCAACGAUUUCAAGUUCUGCUUACCCAAGAGCAUAUACUCAGCAGUGGUCCAGUGGGCAAACGAAGCAUCAUACCUGUCCAAGACCCUCAUGAACUCUUUGAUCAACAAAUACUUUGAAGCACCAGGAAUUACCUUUCUGAGCAACAGUUACUGUAGAUCCUGUGCCAUUUGUGUCAAGGGUGUAGCGGAACGUCAAUAAUAAAUCCACGAAUUCCGCUGGUUCAGGAACGAAUCCACAGUCAAGCGCUGAAACAACAAGGCAAUAUCCCCAACCUCCCAGUAACCGGACGAGACACAGUUCUGAGAGUCAACUGAAAUCCUUUUAAUCGGCUGGACAAUUUAUACAAGUCCCCAUGCAAGGGGUUUCCUGAGUCCCUCCCCAGGGGCACUCCCAGAGGGGACUACAUGGGGGACUUACAUUACAGCAUAUUUCUCCCAUCAGGCACCGCUGCACGAGAGGGAUCAUCUUUCCAGAAUGCACCGUUAAGUGGAUUAUCCCCUCGUGCAGCAGAACCGACAAUUCACACAAAAAUCCAUAACUUGUUGAAUAUAUGGUGGAUUUACACGAAUGGACGUUCGGUAGAUAGCUGGGGUCUGAGCGCAUCAUUCGUGAGAUUACCGCUCAGAUCUCAGCUAAAAUAACCGAACGCCGCACGAAAGACAGAUUUCUGAUAAAACAUAUAAAAAGAACCGAUUGCUUGCAGGGAACAAAAUACCGAAUGUCCCGAAACUCCCGAACGUCCUGGAGGCUCAGCGGUGUUCGUGCCGUCGAGUAGCCGUUUUUAGUACCAUGCGCUCGACGACCUAGCACCGCUGAGGGAACAAAGGAUCCAAGAUGGCCGACCGCCGCAUGGUCGGUAGUCGAACGACGGCCACCCAGGAGAGCCUCUAAUAACCGAUUGUAACAUUGUUGCAAUCGGUUAACUAGCGCCACACGCCUCUAAGUGUGUGGGCUAUUAGGGGGUAUUGCGUACGGUUCACGAACGGCCCUCCAAAGUGCCGUUCGUGAAACGAAAGAAAAUCCCCAUACAAAACCGCCAUUUGCAUUCGGUUAAAGGCAAUGCAGAACAUACAUAAAGCAUACACAUACAGAAUGAAGCACAUAUCUCUCUAGACAUACAGGCAACCCUUAAAGGCACAGUCUCUUUGUAUUGUCCAAGUGGCUAGGUUUGCCACAAAGGGCAACUCAGGAAGAAUGGAGAAAAGCCCCAAGCAUCCAGCCAAACCUAACUAUUCCUUCCAGAGGAUUCAAGUUGACUACAUCCAGAUGCCAAAGCAUGGCUUACCCAGCCACCAAAGUGAUAACCAAGAGCACAUGCCGAGUAGUGCACCAUGAAAGUUGCAGAGAUCACCCCAUGGAUUCAUCAUUCCAGAAUCAAGCCUGCCUCUGCUUCAUGGGAAGUAGUGUUUGUUGAUCUUGACAACCUUCUUUUUUGAAACUCCAUUCUUAGAGAGCAAAGAUUCUUGUUUUAGAAAAUAUCAACAAGUGGGUGUUUUGAUGGCCAUAAUAAUGCCUGACCACCUGCCAUUGAUGGAAGCCGAGUACCCCAAAAGGGGACUGUAACGGACCGUUUCUCUCACAAGGGGAUAAAAUCGGUUUAGGCGAUAAUCCCCUUUCCCAUAGACCAGCAGCUACUGCAAUCACCAACCUCCUGAACUCCAAACUGCACGUAUUCACCAACUCUCGAACAGCAGACACAGGAACCCUGGAAGCAGCCGAACAGGAAAAGCAAUACAAACGGCUUACACUCCUGGCAGUCAGCACACAAUCCAAUUCCCCCAAUAACGAGACGACACUUCGUUUUGAGGGUUAAGCAGAAUCUGAGGUGCUGGCACACCCAGCCUGGUUUUUAUUACAGUGUUUUCAAAUACAGGACCGCCCACAGGGAGGUAUAAAACAACCAAUAACAUCACAGUUACAUCCCACAUAUUCCCUCCCCUUAUCCUGAGAGGAAACUCAAUUAUACAUACAGUUAAAACAUACUUUCUACCCAACUUUCAUAACUCUAAAACCAUACAUCACAUUCACAUAAAAUUACACAUUCACAAUCAAUCCAUUCAGGGGAACAACAUAUUCAAAAAUGGCACAAAUCAGACAAGGGGUUCAAAAGUUAGUAAAAAGUCCUUUGUGACUAAAUGAAGCAUGGCUUUCUGGCCCAAACCAGUUUCAGAGUCUUCUAUCCUGGAGAUAAGUAAUUCAAUUAUCUCCCAGGACAGACACAAGACUCCAUUAAGCACAUGGUUGCAAAAAGACACAAAACACUUUAAAAUACAUAAAGUCACCUUUUAUACAUAAAACACAGACAUUUCACAUAUCCCCAGAUAGCUCAGGUCUGAGCGCACAUUAUUAAGUGAAUGGCGCUCAGACCACACGAAUACAGUUUAAUCGCCAUGGAGCCAAAGUCUUUACAGUCAGUUUCAUACAAAUGGGCUCCAUGGGAUUCCUAUCUGGGGUAUAACACAUUCAAACACAUCUACCGAACCCCAGGCAGAAAAGCACGAAUACAGCUUUUCUGCAGGCAAAAAUAAAGUCUUUUAAAAGGGGGCCAUAGUCAGAUGGCAGGAGGCUGGCAACCAGGCUUCUCCAGUGCACAGUGGCGAGGUUGGUUUCGCCACACUUCUCCCCUUUACCAAUCAGACUAACAGGGUAUAUGACCUCCUGCCGGUCAGUGCCCUUGUUAGUCCAGCAGCCCACCCACAAAACACAAUCAGUAAUACAGCCCACCCACAAUAACUGGCUACUACACCUGGGUAGAGGAGAACUUUGUCCGUGUCCAGGUGCCUCACCAUGGCUGUGUGGGUGACUGGUCAGCGUACUGGGUGGGUUGCUGAGUGGGCAGAGACCAGCGGUACUCUGUCCUGAUGCCAGCACUACCACGGGAGUAGUCUGGUUGGAGCCUGGUUGCUGGAGGGGGGGACAGACUGUCUCCCCUUUGCCUAAACAGCCCUGCUGCUGGGGGACAGGACCGACUGUUCAUACCCCCGGUGGUGCAUGUGCAGAGACCACUGUCCCCUCUGCACUGUUGUGGAGAUUACUGUCUCCCCUUGGUGGGCUAAGCUGCCGCUGGGGAGAGGGGGUAACAAGCUCCUCUCCCAUACAUACUUUCAGCCGCUGGGGAGAGGGGAUAACAAGCUCCUCUCCCUGACACUCUCUCUGCUGUUGGAGGGGGGGACCAACUGUCUCCCCUUUUAAUAAAUUGUCCUGCUGCUGGGGAGCGAGACCGACUGUCUCCGCUUCCUGCAGAACACACUGCCGCUGGGGAGGGAGGACGACACCUUCAGCUCCCUGGGGUACACACUGCCGCUGGGGAGGAAGGACGGCACCCUUGGCUCCCUGGGGUACACACUGCCGCUGGGGAGGAAGGACGGUACCUUCAGCUCCCUGGGAUACCCACUGCCGCUGGGGAGGAAGGACGGCACCUUCUGCUCCCUGGGACACACACUGCCGCUGGGGAGGAAGGACGACACCUUUGGCUCCCUGGGAUCACACUGCCGCUGGGGAGGAAGGACGACACCUUCAGCUCCCUGGGAUACACACUGCCGCUGGGGAGGAAGGACGCACCUUCAGCUCCCUGGGAUACACACUGCCGCUGGGGAGGAAGGACGGCACCUUCUGCUCCCUGGGACACACACUGCCGCUGGGGAGGAAGGACGACACCUUUGGCUCCCUGGGACUCACACUGCCGCUGGGGAGGAAGGACGGCACCUUCAGCUCCCUGGGAUACACACUGCCGCUGGGGAGGAAGGACGACACCUUCAGCUCCCUGGGAUACACACUGCCGCUGGGGAGGAAGGACGGCACCUUCUGCUCCCUGGGGUACACACUGCCGCUGGGGAAGAAGGACGACACCUUUGGCUCCCUGGGACUCACACUGCCGCUGGGGAGGAAGGACGGCACCUUCAGCUCCCUGGGAUACACACUGCCGCUGGGGAGGAAGGACGACACCUUUGGCGCGAUCUGCCACGACCUGCAGGUACUCUGCUACAUGUCCCCUCACGCGCUGCACGAAUUCCUCAGAGGGGACAAAUGUAACAAGAGCCAGCCGCAAUUUAAGCUCUCGGUCAAACUCCUCCUGAGUGUAGCUGGGCGCCAUGUUUGCUCUGCCGAAGUUGGUUCCUUUGUAGAUAGGGUCGCUGUACGGGUACUAACGUUGCCCUCAAUUGUAAUCCAGGCACUGGUGUUGUCUUGUAGCUGUCCUUCUGGUUGUAGGAACGUUCCCGCCGCUUGCCACCAAUUGUAACGGACCGUUUCUCUCACAAGGGGAUAAAAUCGGUUUAGGCGAUAAUCCCCUUUCCCAUAGACCAGCAGCUACUGCAAUCACCAACCUCCUGAACUCCAAACUGCACGUAUUCACCAACUCUCGAACAGCAGACACAGGAACCCUGGAAGCAGCCGAACAGGAGAAGCAAUACAAACGGCUUACACUCCUGGCAGUCAGCACACAAUCCAAUUCCCCCAAUAACGAGACGACACUUCGUUUUGAGGGUUAAGCAGAAUCUGAGGUGCUGGCACACCCAGCCUGGUUUUUAUUACAGUGUUUUCAAAUACAGGACCGCCCACAGGGAGGUAUAAAACAACCAAUAACAUCACAGUUACAUCCCACAUAUUCCCUCCCCUUAUCCUGAGAGGAAACUCAAUUAUAUAUACAGUUAAAACAUACUUUCUACCCAACUUUCAUAACUCUAAAACCAUACAUCACAUUCACAUAAAAUUACACAUUCACAAUCAAUCCAUUCAGGGGAACAACACAUUAAAAAAUGGCACAAAUCAGACAAGGGGUUCAAAAGUUAGUAAAAAGUCCUUUGUGACUAAAUGAAGCAUGGCUUUCUGGCCCAAACCAGUUUCAGAGUCUUCUAUCCUGGAGAUAAGUAAUUCAAUUAUCUCCCAGGACAGACACAAGACUCCAUUAAGCACAUGGUUGCAAAAAGACACAAAACACUUUAAAAUACAUAAAGUCACCUUUUAUACAUAAAACACAGACAUUUCACAUAUCCCCAGAUAGCUCAGGUCUGAGCGCACAUUAUUAAGUGAAUGGCGCUCAGACCACACGAAUACAGUUUAAUCGCCAUGGAGCCAAAGUCUUUACAGUCAGUUUCAUACAAAUGGGCUCCAUGGGAUUCCUAUCUGGGGUAUAACACAUUCAAACACAUCUACCGAACCCCAGGCAGAAAAGCACGAAUACAGCUUUUCUGCAGGCAAAAAUAAAGUCUUUUAAAAGGGGGCCAUAGUCAGAUGGCAGGAGGCUGGCAACCAGGCUUCUCCAGUGCACAGUGGCGAGGUUGGUUUCGCCACAGGGACCUUGUGAAACUAAAGAGAAUCAGAAGUACUCCUUACCCUGCAGCCCUCACGUCCGGAAGCUGAGGUGCCUACGCACGGUCGAAGCUUCUUCAGGAUCAUCUGCUUAUCUUGAGUUUGUGGUGAAAUUAAUAUUGAAUUUUUAAAUGAUCUGAGUCUGCCAGUACUAAGGUAGCAUGAGACAGGAUUUAUAUGAUUAAGAAUAAGUAAAUGUGCCCUAGCCAAGGUUAUUAUGUCCAUACAAAUAAUACAUGACAAUCACCAAGGUACUCUUGACACACCACAUUCAUGCUUCAGGACAAAAAGGAGCACCCCUAUAAAGGGCGGUUUAACCCACACAUAUAUAUUAAUGCCAUAGGUGUGUCAAGGGGGGUACCAAAUGAUUUUAAGGUAAGAAACCCAAACCUUCUCCCAAGCAUUACAGCUAAUAAAAUCUGAAUUGGAAGGGAGGAGGUUCAUACAAUAAACAGGGGACCUUUUACUUACAGGACAUGUAUGACUCAUCUGAAUGGGUAGGUGCCACGCACAUGACUGUUAAUCCCCUCAAACCACACAUUAAGACUUUAAAAGGCAUGGUAGUCAUCCCAUAUUUGAGGAUGCUAUGGCUGUAGAGAAACUUGUGGCUUGAAUGGGUGAAAUACAAUGCGAAUAAACAUAACAAGUCUAACUGCUAUGUCUGCGGAGGAGCAAGGCCUCACCCAGGUACUGUACCCCUCCGGAUAUAGAGGUAUGCUUUUUAAGUCUCUACACUAUAUUUAAAACUAAUCGGUCAGCAUGCGAGUCAUGGAAAAAGAAUAUCCAAUCAUUACAAAAAUAUUAACCCAGACGGGUUAAAAGCACUGGCGUACUAUAUAGAAGGCAUUACUAUAUAUCCAGGGAACUAUACUUGUUAUGGGAUAUAUGGUGGGAUAGGGCAGUUACAAGCUACCUCCCAGAUGACUUUCCAGAAUCGGAUGGUCUUAGAGAUGAUUUUGACAGGAAAAGGGAGAGUAUGUAAAAUACUCCCAGACACCAUGACAUGCUGUACCUAUAUUCCGGAUAAUACAGGCCCUAAUGGUAAGGUAACUUUGGCCAUAGAAAAGUUAAAGAGUUUGUCCGAUGAGCUGAAACGAAAUUCUGGGGCCACAGAUCCAUGGGAAAGAUUGUUUGGAUGAAUGAAUGAUUGGUAGAAAGUUCUGACCCAGAUAGGUGUGGCUGUCUUGAUAAUGUUGAUUAUUCUUGCUCCUAUUGUCUGUUAUGUGUUACCCUGUCUUAAGAAAUGACUACAAAAGACAGUUGAUCAGACAAUCGACCAGACUACCCCGACUUUCCUUCACCAAGAGAUUGACGACAUAGACUGUGAUAUACCACAUACACCCUUACAGUCUUUCAUUGACCAGCAACUUGUGUCCGGUGUGAAUUACUCUACGGAAGCGUGCAUGCAUAUAUUUUAAUAAGGACAGGGGCAGAUACACAAAGAUUAUCAAACACUUGAUUUGAUCCAAAACAGCAUAAUAGGGUCACCCCACUUAUGCUCACUUUAUCUGCAUACGUUAACCUUGCACAUGAAUGCUGGUGUACAUGUCUAAAAACGUUUACUGUGUGUACUGCAGUAUGAUUCGAUUAUUAUGUCUAGUUGCAUUUGGUAAGAUUUAUAAUAUGGAAAUCAUUGCUAGCAGUUAGCGGCACACGUUUUAGGUAUUAGUGGCUUGUGGGUAAACCAUAGCGGCAACAGUAUAAAUUAUUACUUAACGUUUGUAUGAUGGAAUAUUUAAUUUUUUUCAGCAUGGACAGGUUAAAGUUCAAUUUAUUUUAGGAAGGGUCUUGCUGUUUUGUUAACGUGGUACCUUGGGUCACCUUCAUGUGUUUAGUCUGGGAAGGGGGAAAGGGCCCAGUGUAUGAGGAGGGAUGGGUGGACGUACUGACAGCUUUUAUUCUUUGUCAUUUAGUUAUAUGAACUUAUUCAGCUAAAAUAACAAUAAAUAUUACUUUAUUGUGAAUUCUUUGUGACUUAAAUUACAAUAUCUGUUUAUUUUUAUUUACAGCAACAAUUGUAAUGAACUUCAAAUACAAAAACAGUGCAAUCCCUCAAGGUUCAUAUACGGCCCUAAGGGACCUGGCGCAAGAGGUAAAUUCAUAACUUGGACUAACUUGGAUACAGUGUGAGUGAGGAGCGUGAUGUCCUGCACGGAGUCCUAAUUUAUCAGCUUUCCUGUAAGGAAUAAGUUACACUGUGACAGAUGAAGGAUUAGUAGAAUUAUAGAUGUAGAUUUGUAGAUAUGAGUAACAGAAGUGAAAAACCUGAGUGGGCACAUCGGAUGGCCCAUGCACUUAGGAACACCCAACGGGCAUGCAUCAUCAUGGGCCAAGUCGUGUGCUGCGCAACCAGGGUCCUUUCAUAUCGGCAGCCUGUCGCUUACCCCCAGCUACAGACAUUGAGUCGCAUGGGAUGGGAAGGGAGGAGGGGAGUGCAAACUGGGAGAGACAGUCUCUGACUCCCGACAUCCUCAGCCAACAGGUCAUACUGGACCCCAGUGAAGCCACCCUUGUGCACCCAAAAGGUAGGAAAUGGGAGGGUGGCUAAAGGUGUCUUUUUUUUUAUUGUCAUUGUGUGUUUCUGUGUGUCUGUGUAUCUGCAGGUGUGCCAGUGUUUUUAUUUAUGUCUCUGUGUAUCAGUGUGCAUAUCUGUGUGUCUGUAUGUGUCAUUGUGUGUAUCUCUGUGUCUGUGUAUCGGUUUGUCUGCAUACUUGCAUGUGCAUCAGAGCAUGUACCUGUGUGUCUGUAUUUCUGUAUGUCUGCCGAUUUUUGUAUCUUUGUGUCUGUGCUUGAAUGUUAGUGUGUGUAUCUGUGUGCACAUGUGUAUAUAUGUGUGUGUGUGUGUGUGUGUGUGUAUGUGUCAUUGUGUGUAUGUGUGUGCAUUUAAUGGCCAACGCUACAUACAAACACAGCCCUACAUUCAAAGGCAAACAUUACACACAAGUACGCCAGUGCUUUCAAAUGUCAACAGUACAUAAAAACACACGCGCGUAUUCAAAUGCCAACACUACACAUAAAUUCACCCAGAGCCAUAACUAGAAACCAUGGGGCCUCCACCCACAACCCUCAAUGUGUCUCAUUCAAACAAACACACACUGACAUACAUGCACAUAAACACCAUAUAACACAUACAGAUACAUACACAUACACACACGCAAAUACAGACACACAAACUAACACACAGAUUCACAGACACAUAUAUACACACAGACACACAUGCAGACACAUAUACACAGAAUGACACUCUUAUUAUUAUUAUUAAUAUUGGUAUUUAUAUAGCACCAGUUUAUUCCUCAGCGCUUAUAGAUACAAACACUGACACAAAUGCAGAUACAUAGACACAUAUGCGGAUACACAGACACACAUACAGGCAGAUACACAAACACUUAAGGAAAAACAUUCAAAUACACAGAAUGACACUCAUACAGAUACAUUCAGUGACACACAUACAGAUACACAGGGCACACACUGACAUACAGAUAUGCAGACAUACAGAUACGCAGACAAACAUAUAUACACGCAGGCACACACAUAAAUACAGAGACACAUACACACACACACAUACAGAGACAAACACACAUACAGAGACACACAUAAACAAACACACACACAUGCAAAAUGGUUUAGUCACUGAAACGGCACCCCCAGGCAUAAAAGGGGUUAACAGAUGUUUAGGAGAUAUUCACUUCCAGAUAUACAAGCAGCUACUGUAGACACCAAUCCACCGAACCAGAGAAGCAUACAAAUGCUCUCAAACAUACGAAUGCUGUAAACAGCCGAAUAGGAAAAACCAUACGAAUAGGUUUACACUCCUAGCAGUCGAACUGGAACUGCAUACAAUAAAUCCCCCCCCAAGAACGAGACAAGGCUCCAUUUUGAGGGUGAAGCAGGACCCCACCCACAGGGUUUUGGAAAACAACCAAUAAACACAUACAAAACACUCAGACACUCCCACACAAAAUUCUCCCCUCUGCCUGUGAUACAAUUACCUUACACAAUGGGUAAUGUAAUUAUCACAGGCAGAGAAAUACAGUUUUUCCACAUUAUUCAUAAUUUUAAAAGUAUGCAUCACAUUCACAUAAAACUUUCAGAAUUUUCAGAAUUAGCAUACUCCAAAUACAAACAUACGUCAAAAUCAUACAAAUUGGUCCAGUGGUUCAAAAGAUAGAUCGUAGUCCUUUGUGACCAAAUGAAGCAUGGCUUUUCUGCCCAAAACCAGUUCCACAGAGUCUUCUAUCCUGGAGAUAAUUGGGAAGUAAUCCAAUUACCUCCAAGGACAGAGGCAAAACUCCAUUGAAUACAUGGCAGCAAAAGACAAUAAAAUACAUAAAAAUAUAUAACUGUGCAGCCAUUGCAUAAAACAGGUACAUUCAACAUAUCCCCAGAUAGCUCAGAUCUGAGCGCACAUUAUUACUGAAUGGCGCUUAGAUCACACACAUACAGUUCAAUUGCCAUGGAUCCAAAGUCUUUCCCAUAGUCUUUCAUUAUACGAAUGGGCUCCAUGGCAUAGCUAUCUGGGGUAUCACCGCUCAAACAGGGCAAGCACCGAAUGACCCGGCUUUCGUGUCUUUGCAGGGGAAAAUCAAGCGUUUCAACAUGGGGCCAUAGUCUAAAGGCAGCAGGCAGGCAACCAGGCUCCUCCAAUGCACAGUGGCGAAAUUGGUCUUGUCACAGUCAACCUCCUGUUUCCUACCUUUUAGAUGCAGGAGGGUGACUUUCCUAGGGUCCAGUGGUGGCUCAAGCUGAUGGGAGUCAGAGUUUUCACUCUGACUCUCUCCUCUCCUUCCUCCUCCCACGCGGGCACGGUUAUUGCUGGGAGUGACCAGGGCAGUCACUUCCUUCCAACUCAGUCUGACAUCAUCAGAGGGGGCCCGGUCAGCUGUUAAAGCUCUGGAGCGCUGACCGGACUCCCUGGAUAUUCGUUGCCAUCGGGUGGCCCACGCUGGGAUUUGGAAGAACUGCUGGGUCCGCAACACAUGGCGGUGAUGUCAAAUGGAGCCGGAGAGCCUCCUGUAAAACCAAUACUGGGAUUGGCUGUCAGGUAACUUCUUUAUUAGUGCGAUGUCGUCAUCGAUGUAACUCUGAUUAUUACAUCAGUUAAUGCUGGUUAUCUGAGGACAUUCCAAUCCAUUGUAAACAUUAUAGGAACCUAAAAGGAAAUCUCUGACUUAAAUUAUUUGUUUUCAGGGAUAGUUAUAUGAAAUUCCCAAAUAUUCUUCAGCUACUUUAGGUUUCCACUGGAACGGUUCUUCCAGUUAUCUUUCUAUCUUCCAAUUCCCUUUACUGCUUUUACUGGGAGCCGGGAGCCUGUUCCAGUUAUCUACCACCCUUUCUGCAGCACAGUUAGCCAUUGGGAGGCAUAGAAUAGGGACGGAGGAUGGGGCUUUAGACAUGGACUUGGCAGGCUCAUAUAAAGCAUCUCGGCCCUACGUCUAGGACCCCGCAGAGAAUGCUGCUAAUGAUGUGCUCGUGGUUCCCCUUGCAGGCACUGCUAAUUCUACUCAACACAAGCAUUGCCAGCAUGCUGUGGGCGCUGAUGACGGAUGUAUUUUAUGCAGUUAAUUGAUAUUUGGCAAUCUGGGACAGAGUUCCAAGCUGUCAAAAUGACAUGUGCAGGUGGGGUAACAAGGCUCCAACACAAAAGCGCAGAUUACACUGGCUGUGCAGCGUUUCAACCAGAAACACUGCGCUUACAGAUUCCUACCACAAUGAUCAUUUUAAAUCAUUGAAGUGGUCAUGGUGGUUGAAGUAAUCCUUUAAGAUAUAGACAUUAUGCAACAAACAAUUCUAAACUAAAUUUUUUUUAUAUAAACCGUUUUUAGAAGGCAUUAAAUAAUUGCCUGGUUAUUAUUAAAUAUUUGUUUUUAUUUUUAGCCUAAUCAAGUAUCAAAUUCUGGCAACUUGUUCUUUUAUUUGUCGAAUUUCCUAAAUCUUCCCAUUUUAAAGUUAUUAUUGUAAAGAUACAUGUCAAUUCACUCUAGCCUGACAAAGGUUUUUAAAUUUUAUUUUCAUUUUUUUUGUGCAAAAAUUCUAAUAUUUACUGUCACAACUUGUGAUGGUGAUGGUUGCAAGCAGAUUACGCACGCUCCAUAUAAGACCAUAUAAAUCAGUCACUAAAUGGUGAAGUACUUUAACUGGCUUCAAAACAAGAGCAGGUUUACAGAUGGUACCUUGCUAUGUUGUACCAGGAGAACUCUGGAAUGUGGUAAUUGGGGUGGGUCUUGUCCUUAUAUGACUAGGGUGAUACUCCUACGUCAUUAUGGUCAUAUCCAUAUAGGAUAGUGAACAAGGGACCACAAGAUUAUUUUUGUCCGGCGGUCUAGCUAUGUAGAAUCUAACUCUCUCUUCAGGAGUCCAGAAAUCACUUCUGCUUUGAACAUCCAUUAUCCUGUAACAUCCAUAGAAACAUAGAAUGUGACGGCAGAUAAGAACCAUUCGGCCCAUCUAGUCUGCCCAAUUUUCUAAAUACUUUCCUUAUUCCCUGGCCUUAUCUUAUAGUUAGGAUAGCCUUAUGCCUAUCCCACACAUGCUUAAAGGACCACUAUAGUGCCAGGAAAACAUACUCGUUUUCCUGGCACUAUAGUGCCCUGAGGGUGCCCCCUCCUGCCCGGCUCUGGAAGGGGGAAAGGGGUUAAAUCUUACCUUUUUCCAGCGCUGGGUGGAGAGCUCUCCUCCUCCGAUCCUCCUCUUCUCUUCCCCGUCGGCUGAAUGCGCAUGCGCGGCAAGAGCUGCGCGCGCAUUCAGCCGGUCACAUAGGAAAGCAUUCAUAAUGCUUUCCUAUGGACGCUGGCGUGCUCUCACUGUGAAAAUCACAGUGAGAAGCACGCAAGCGCCUCUAGUGGCUGUCAAUGAGACAGCUACUAGAGGAUUAGGGGGAAGGCUUAACCCAUUCAUAAACAUAGCAGUUUCUCUGAAACUGCUAUGUUUAUGAAAAAAUGGGUUAACCCUAGCUGGACCUGGCACGCAGACCACUUCAUUAAGCUGAAGUGGUCUGGGUGCCUAGAGUGGUCCUUUAAACUCCUUUACUGUGUUAACCUCUACCACUUCAGCUGGAAGGCUAUUCCAUGCAUCCACUACCCUCAGUUAAGUAAUACUUUCUGAUAUUAUUUUUAAACCUUUACCCCUCUAAUUUAAGACUAUGUCCUCUUGUUGUGGUAGUUUUUCUUCUUUUAAAUAUUGUCUCCUCUUUUACUGUGUUGAUUCCCUUUAUGUAUUUAAAUGUUUCUAUCAUAUCCCCCUGUCUCGUCUUUCCUCCAAGCUAUACAUGUUAAGAUCCUUUAACCUUUCCUGGUAAGUUUUAUCCUGCAAUCCAUGAACCAGUUUAGUAGCCCUUCUCUGAACUCUCUCUAAGGUAUCAAUAUCCUUCUGAAGAUACUGCGUACAAUACUCCAAGUGAGCUCUCACCAGUGUUCUGUACCUCUCCCUACACAACCAAGCAUUCUGCUAGCAUUUCCUGUUGCUCUAUUACAUUGUCUGCCUACCUUUAAGUCACCAGAAAUAAUUACCCCUAUAUCUCUUUCCUCAGAUGUUGAGGUUAGGACUCUAUCACAUAUUAUGUACAACACUGCCCUUGGGUUUUUACGUCCGAGAUGCAUUAUCUUACACUUAUCCACAUUAAAUGUUAGUUGCCACAACUCUUACCAUUUUUCUAGUUUACCUAAAUCAUUUGACAUUUGGCUUAUCCCUCCUGGAACAUCAAGCCUGUUACAUAUCUUAUUAUCAGCAAACAGACAUACCUUACCAUCAAGACCUCUUUCUGCCUAAUCUUAUAGAUCUGUCUAUCUUCUUCAAUCUGGUUUUUUUUUAUAAUUACUAAAUGCUAACUUUAAGUUUUUUUUAACCACAAUGGUUUCUUAAAUUUGUUGCUCUUACUGACAAGCCUAAUGCAAUUUUCUGUUGCCUUCAAUAGUGCAACUUUUAAAUAAUCCCAUUUCUCGUGAUCUCCAUUUAAAUUGCUCCAGUCUGAUAAUGCUCCUCUACCCAUAUUCUAAUUUUAGAAAAGUCUGUUUUUCUAAGGUCUAAAUCUUUUGUUUUUAUGUGAUGUGACUCAGUCACUGUUCUUAUAUUAAACCACACUGACUGAUGAUCACUGGAUCCUAAACUUUCCCCUACAGUAAUAUCUGAUACCAAAUCUCCAUUUGUUGACACUAAAUCUAGUAUGGCCCCCUUACGAGUUGGCUCCUUAAUGACUUGUUUUAGAGACAAUCCUAGUAGGGAGUUUAGAAUAUAUGUGCUCCUGGCACAAGCAGGCACAAGCAGCUAUUUUGGUCACCCAUGAUGGCAACUUCCCCCAUCAUUGUCAUUUUAUCUAUUUUCUCAACUAGUAGAUUAUCUAACUCUUCUAUUUGUCCUGGAGGCCUAUAAAUCACACCUACACGAGUUACUGUGUGAUUACCAAAUUCUAACGUAAACCAAACGGACUCUAUGUUCGCCUCACUAGCUUUUAUUAGGCUAGAUUUUUUCCUUUGUUGUUUUCUUAUGUAUCAGUAACUGUAAGAAUAAACCUGAAGAAACUGUAAGCCAGAUUGCGUAUUAGUAUUUUUGGUUAAUACAGACGUAUUUUAACAUGGCAAGCCUUUUCCCCAAUAAGUAAUAUACAUAAAAUAAUUAUUUCAAUCAACUUGGAAAAAGACACAGUAUUCAAUCAACCUGGAAAAAGACACAGUAUUCCAAUUCAUUUAACCUACAAAAAGAACAGGACAAGACAGAUAAUAGAAAAUAUGUGGACACUGAGUGUACAAAUGCCACAAAAAUCCACACACCACUCUCUUAAUCCCAAAACAGUGAAUGUAUACAAUACUUGUAAAUACAGGGAUAUAUACUGGUAGUGUUCCGUGUACUUGGAACAGUACAUAGUGUAAACUGUAUAUGGAAAUAACAAUAAUAAAAAUGUAUAAUGGAUCCACUCACGAAUUCUAGAGCCGUGCCAGGCUCUAUGUUGAAUGCCCAAGGGUGCCUAUACAGGCUAAGUGCAGAGUCUUCACAAUACUCCUCAAGGCAGAAGAGACAGCAAGGAUGGUAUAAAAAUGAAUAAAUUUAUUAUAAAAACAACUAAACAAGUUGUAUAAAAAAGUGCAAAUAAGCAAUGUAAUGUAUGCAGACGCGUUUCAACUCGAUCAGAGUCUUCCUCAGUGCAUAAGAAAGUCCAUCCGGCUGAUUCUCUUUAAGUGUACCGCUCAUCUGGCUGCCGGUCACAUGGGCGGAAGUUCGGCUUGCCGGCGUCUGACGUCACUUCCGGUUCUUUCGGCGCUCAUUUCGUCGGCUUCCCUCUUCACAAAGAAUUUGCCCAAUUGAAGCAUCGGCUUCCACUGUACAUAUGGGCAACUCUAGAAAACUUACAGACAAUAAAGAUAUAGAUAUACAAAGUCUAUAUGAACUAUGGUGAUAUAGUGUGGAAUAUCAAAAGUAUUAUAGCUAUGGCCCAUAUGUAAAGACUAGGGUAUGUAAGGCAAACUAAAAGGAUAUGUAAUAAACAGGCAAAAAAUAAAAAUAAAAAUAAAAAUAAAUAUAAAAAUAAUAGUAAAUAAAAAAUCAUAGAUGAUAAUAAAUAAAGAUAAAUAUAAAAAUAAAAUUAAAUAAAAAUAAAAUUAAAAAUAAAAUUAAAAAUAAAAAUAAAAAUAAAAUGAAAAUAAAAAUAAAAAUAGAAAUAGAAACAAAUGUAGAAAUAUAAGAAUAUAAAAAAUAAAAAUUAAAAAUAAAUAAAAAAUAAGAAUAAUAAUAAAUGAAAAAAUAAAGGAAAAUAUAACUAUAAAAAAUGAACCAACUCAAAAUCUAAAUUUAGGCCUUUGGGGGAUAAGGUAUCAAGCUCAAAGAUCCACCAGCUCUCAGUUUUGCAGAGUUCCUUGAAGUUGUCCUCACCUCUCCAAUCUUUUUUCUUUUGGGCCAUAGCAAUAAAACUAACAAGUGAAGGAUCACUAUUGUGAUAUUGUGCAAAAUGUGCAGAGACACUGUGUUUUGCAUAGCCUCUUUGUAUAUUACCCAAAUGUUCCAUUAUACGAGUUUUUAAAGUCCUUGUGGUCAUUCCCACAUAUUGUAGACCGCAAGGACACCAAAGAAGAUAUAUCACAUUGCUGGAAUGGCAAGUAAGAAUUGAGUUGAUCUUAUACUCUUUAUGUGAUACAUAAGACACAAAACUGGUACGAGUGUCUUUUUUAAAUUUUGUCUUCUUACAGGCUGUGCACAUUUUACACGGAUAGAAACCAAACUUCUGAUUAAAAAUAUUCAUAUUAGUGGCAUUAGUUUUUAUAUGAUUUUUAACUAAAAAAGUCUGAAGAUUUUUUGUGCCUCUAUAUACAAUUUUUGGUUUCUUACCGAUGAUACUCUGAAGACUAUCAUCAGUUUGCAGGAUGUGCCAAUACUUAUUAAUAAUUGAUUUUACAUGGCCAGCAUCACUGCUAUAAUCCAAGAUCAAAAGGGGUUCAUCAACUUGUUGUUUCGUAGUUUCUUUAUUUCUAUAUGUUAGUAGGGACUCCCUAUUUAUUGAUUUAGUCUCCUGUAUCUGACGGUCCAAAACUGUCGGAUCAUAUUUCUUCUCCACAAAAAAUCGCUUCAAACAAUCUGCCUGUUUAUCAUAUUCUAUAAUGUCACUACAAUUUUUAAAAAUACGAUUAAAUUGACUUUUUGGUACAUUGCGCAACCACGGGUCGUAAUGGCAGCUCGUGGUGUCAAUGUACCCAUUAACGUCCACUGGUUUAAAAAAAGUUUUUGUAAAAAUAUGAUUAUUCAUAACAUAGAUCUCCACAUCCAAGAACUGGACAGAUGUCUGGCUAAUUUGACUAGUUAAAACUAUGCUUCUUUGGUUAUCAUUAAGUUUAUCUAAAAAUAGAUCCAGGGAGGUGCUAGUGCCUUUCCAAAUAAAGAAAAUGUCAUCGAUAUAUCUGCGAUAGAGGACCAGACCCGCUCCCAUGUCGUCUCGACCUGGGAGAAAAGUAUUUUCCCAGCGUGACAUGAAUAAGUUGGCAUAACUGGGAGCGAAUCUGGUCCCCAUCGCAGUACCGACUAACUGUAGAAAGAAUAAGCCAUCGAACCAAAAAAAAUUAUUAGUCAGUAUAAGGCGGAUACUGUCUAUGAUGAACUGAAUCUGGUUCUCAACAAACCUAUUACUCGAAGUCAGAAAUUGUUGAACAGCUUCAGAACCCAAUUCGUGCGAAAUAAUGGUAUAAAGGCUGGACACAUCGCAUGUAACUAAAUGGUAGUCAUCUUCCCAUUUAAUGUGUUGUAAAAUAUUUAUUAUCUGAGUAGAAUCUCUCAGAUACGUAGGUUGUGAGAUUACCAAGGGUUGGAGUAGUCUGUCUAUAUACUCAGAUAAUCUACUAAGUAUAGACCCAAUCCCGGAUACUAUAGGUCUUCCGGGAGGAUUUUUUAUAUCCUUAUGGAUUUUUGGGAGUAUAUAGAAGACUGAUAUCCGACUUACGGCUAUAUUUAAAUACUUAUACUCAUGUUUGUUGAGGAUACCGUCUUCCAUGCCCUUACUUAAUAAUGACGUGUAUUUUUUCUUUAUAUCUGAUGUAGGAUCGGCCUUUAACUGAACAUAGGUGGAGGCAUCGUUCAGCUGUCUAUAGACUUCCGUCAUAUAGUCCGCAACAUUCAGCACAACGAUGCCCCCACCCUUAUCAGCUGGCUUAAUGACUAUGUUGUGAUCUAGUUGGAGAUCCUUAAGGGCUUUAAUUUGUGCAUAAUUAAGAUUGCCUUUUUUCUUUUUCUUAUUAUUUAUUUGUCUCACAUCUUUCAUCACCAACUUCUCAAAGACCUUCAUUUCACCACUAAUGUGAUUUUUUGGAAAAAAGUGGGAUUUGUCUUUUAAGUUGGUGUGAACAAAAGUGUCACAAAUGGCUCCCUCUUGUUCACUAGUAGAAAAUUUGUUAAAAUGUUUUUUAAGACAAAGUUUACGAAUAAAUGUAUGCAUAUCUACAAAUGUGUUAAAAGGUUUAUUGUUGCUAGUUGGUGCGAAUUUUAAGCCCUUAUUAACGACCUCCAAUUCUUGAUUGGUAAGGACUUUAUCUGAAAGAUUAAAGAUACCUAGUGGUGGUUUCUUCCUCUUUUUUUCAAGGUCCAGACAUCUUCCUGCACGACAUCCCCUUCUCCCUGAGCCCAAGGUCUUUUGGACCUCUGGGGACGGGGAGAUGCAUCCUGUCCUAAAAAAGGGCGCGAUGAAGGUUUGGAGAUUUCGGCAUAAGACUUGGUUUGGUUUAUGACAGUCUGAUUUUUAUUAUCCAUCAAAGGUCUAAACCUAUUGCCAUAGUUGGAAGUGUGUUGCUGGUUACGUAUAGGGAGUUGUAUUUGAUUGGGUCCACUGCAUAUAACCAAAUUCUGAGAAGUAGACCUCGUUUGUUCAUGAGUAUGGAUUUUUUUUUUUUUAUUAUUAUUAUUAUACCUAUUGUUGUUAUUUCCAUUAUAAUUUCUAUGUAUAUACAUGGAGUUAGAGUUACUAGAAUGGUUUCUGUUGUAUUUAGCAAAUGAACGAACUCUAUCAUAAGCAUAAUCAUGCUUGUCCCUAAUAUAUUUACUUUUUUUAACAGAGAUGACCUCUUCCUCCUGUUUAUCAACAUUUUCUUGGACCCUUUUUAGGGAAAUAGACAUUUCUUCAAUUUGUGACAUAGGUUGCAAUUUAUCUUUAAUCUCAUUAAUCUCCCUAUCUAGUUUAACAACUAGAUAAGAGAGUGGUGUGUGGAUUUUUGUGGCAUUUGUACACUCAGUGUCCACAUAUUUUCUACUGCAUACUUUGUAUUUGAGGUGUUGGGGAACACUUUUUCCACCACCACUUUUGUGUCUUUGUAUUGUGUAAGCGCCAUUCACUUAUUUAUUUUUUAUUAUUAAGACAGAUAAUAGUGCAAUAUCAUCUGACAAUGUUAAGAGUUCAGUGAGACUCACUCACAUUUUUCAGAGCUAACUUAGAGCUCUGAUGAAUUGCACAUGGACGGUAUAAUCCCCGUCUAAGGAUAUAUGUAAGUCCAGAUGGUAGAAGUUCUCCGGAUAAAGUAAUGCAAGUAUAAUAUGUGGAAACAGAAGCAAAAAAGACUCCAAUAGUGAAGUAAGUAUGUUCAAAUCAAAUAUAGGAAAAGCAUUGUACUUACAAUUCCUAGAGCAAGACUCCGAGCAGUUCAUGUAUGUAUUAAUGUACUAAUUACGUUUUGAGGAUAUCAUUUUGCCGCUGUGCAUCCUCCUCUUUUUGGUUUUGCUUGAAAACACAAGGUUUGGAAAUCCUUGUGUGAUCCACCGCAGCCUAUAUUUCUUUAUAUUAUAGUAAGCGCCUAUAACAUUAUCUUUGUGUACCAUAAGUGGUUACCCUGCUUACUGAAUGGGCCAGUAGACUGGGGUUAAACCCUGGAGAACCAUUGCAUAGACCAGGAGAUAGAGCACCUGCUGGCUCAGUCAGUAAAGGGAGGGGUAACCAAUGGAAGAUAAAAAUAUAAGAAUAAGUUUAAAGAGAGAAACAACACAUGACCCUCAACAUAAUUACUGAUAUAAUGUGUCUUAUCAUGAUUUCUGUGAAAGAUUUUCAUAGUUUAAUAGAAACGGGUUGGCUUAAACAUUUUUUCCUUGUUUUUCUCUACUAGAUAUGCCAAGUGAUAUAUUCAUCGCCAUCCCGAAAUCCUGGGGCCACACUGACUUUGCGGCAGUACAGCUUUUCAAUAGACUGCACAUAUUUGAUUUAG
Molecule: messenger RNA, 33889 nt
Organism: Pelobates cultripes (western spadefoot toad)
Lineage: Eukaryota; Metazoa; Chordata; Amphibia; Anura; Pelobatidae
Source: the annotation of a GenBank genome assembly